AUGGCAGAGAUUGAACCCAAGGCUCCGACUACUCAGGUCGGUCCCGACUCGGCCUCCGAGGACGAUGUUGUGCGCCCCCGUGGUUGGAUGUACAAGCGCAUCGGUGUCGGCAAGUGGAAUGUCGGCUGGUAUGCUUCCCCCAAGUUCCAGCUCGGCAUGGUCGCAUUCGUCUGCUUCAUGUGCCCCGGCAUGUUCAACGCUCUCGGUGGUCUCGGCGGUGGUGGUAAGGCCGAUGCCCAUUUGGCCGAUCAAAUGAAUGUUGCCCUCUACAGUACCUUUGCCGUGGUUGGUUUCUUCGCCGGUACCAUUGUCAACCGUCUGGGUGUUCGCGCCUCUCUGUCCUUUGGUGGUAUUGGUUACUGUCUCUACUCGAUCUCCCUGCUCGUCUCCGUCCACAAGUAUGUCCCCGGCUUCAACAUUUUCGCUGGCGCUUUCCUCGGUGUUUGCGCUGGUCUCCUGUGGACUGCGCAGGGCACCAUCAUGAUGUCCUACCCUCUGGAGCAGUCCAAGGGUCGCUACUUUGCUUGGUUUUGGGGCAUCUUCAACGUCGGUGCUUGCAUUGGCAGUCUGAUCCCUCUUGGAGAGAACAUCCACGUCCGCACUAACAGCACCGUCAGCGAUGGCACCUACAUUGCCUUCAUUGUGCUCAUGUUCUUCGGUGCCUGCCUGGCCCUGUUCAUUUGCGAUGCCGACAAGAUCGUCCGUGAGGAUGGUUCCCGUGUCAUUCUGAUGAAGAGCCCCAGCUGGUGGACUGAGAUCUAUGGUCUGUGGGAGACCAUCAAGGCCGAGCCCUACAUUAUCCUGCUCUUCCCCAUGUUCUGGUCCUCCAACUGGUUCUAUACCUACCAGCAGAACGGUAUCAACGGUGCCUACUUCGAUACCCGCACCAAGGCUCUCAACGGUUUCCUGUACUGGUUCGCUCAGAUUGUGGCUGCCGUCAUCAUCGGUCCUCUUUUGGAUGUCGAGCGUGUUCGUCGCAGUGUCCGUGCCAAGAUCGCCUUUGGUGUCCUGUUUACUCUGACUAUGGUCAUCUGGGGUGGUGGCUAUGCCUGGCAGAAGCACUACACCCGCGCUGAUGUCAGCACGGAGGCUCAAAACGCUGGCACCUUCGUUCCCUGGGACUGGACUACUAAGGGUUACGUUGGUCCCAUGUUCCUCUACUUCUUCUACGGCAUGUACGAUGCUGUCUGGCAAGGUGUUGUCUACUGGUUCAUGGGUGCCCUCGGCAACUCUGGCCGUCGUCUCGCCAACUUGGCCGGUUUCUACAAGGGUCUUCAAUCUGCCGGUUCCGCUGUGAUGUGGUCCCUCGACAGCAACGAAACCCCCUUCAUGAACGAACUCGCCUCCAACUGGGGUAUCCUUUCAGGCUCUCUCAUCGUCGCCCUCCCCGUCGUCUUCAUGCGCAUCCGCGAUACAGUCCCCGUGGAAGACGAUCUCAAGGGUACCGACGAGACCAUCGAGGACGUCCUCCUCCCCCGAUGCGAUCGCCGAGAAGCGUGCCGCCGGCGACAUCUAAGUUCUGGGCUACAUACCCCCAGAAUGGGAACUGGUGUAAUCUGGGAAAUACCUUAUCGUGGGAAUUUCUCUGAUUCGCAUCCGGCUUCGGUUUCGCUUUUGCUUGUUCACGGGAUCAUCAAUGGACUUGACCCUUCCCACCUCGGUCUGGGGGGUUUCCUAAUGUGA
Penicillium cataractarum is the source of this 1683-nucleotide messenger RNA. Its product is annotated as UNC93-like protein. The transcript has 4 exons. Lineage: Eukaryota; Fungi; Ascomycota; Eurotiomycetes; Eurotiales; Aspergillaceae. The record is from RefSeq and is a predicted model, not a curated record. The coding region runs from base 1 to 1683 and encodes 560 amino acids.